This is a messenger RNA of Xenia sp. Carnegie-2017, 3616 nucleotides long. RefSeq names its product zinc finger protein 271-like. The record is from RefSeq and is a predicted model, not a curated record. The transcript has a single exon. NCBI's taxonomy places the organism in Eukaryota, Metazoa, Cnidaria, Anthozoa, Malacalcyonacea, Xeniidae. The coding region runs from base 167 to 2968 and encodes 933 amino acids.
UCCUCCCGGAUAAAAGAACAUAUGAUUUAUCGAACGGAAAAUUGUUUCUUGUUUUGUGAUAUUUCGUUUCAAUUGUUGGUAAAGGUGAAUCAUUUGGUGAAUCUUUCUCAUCCAUAUUUUGAAAUAUUUGGUAUACUUUGAAGAUUUUUUAAAGAUUCUCGUCAUAAUGACUACAAACUUUGGUUUCAGUGAUUCUGAUGUUUCGACACCGGAAUCGGACACUUGGGAUGACACAUUUUCUAAACUUAUAAGUACUAGUUUGGAUAUUUUAGCCGAGCAGUCGAAUCAUUCUAAUGAAAGUAGCGUGACCUGUUAUCUCUGUAAAAUGGAUUUUUCAAACCGAGAUGAACUCAGCGUUCAUAUACGAUCUUUCCACGGACAAUCGUCAAGCUCCAGCGAAUUAUACUUCAAGUGUGACGUUUGUAUGAAAAUUUUUGCGAAUUCGUCUGAUUUGGAAAUUCAUGUUCAAAUUCAUUCCAGUAGUUGCACUUACCAUUGCACUGUUUGUCUAGAGACGUUUCAAUCUCAAGAGGCUUUUAACUCGCAUGUGGUAAGCCAGCCAAAUAAGUAUAAAUGUGAAGUGUGCGCAAUUGCAUAUUCAAACGAAUGUGAUUUAAAAGUACAUUUGAAAACAGGGCAUGAAAACUGGGAAAACCAUAAAUGCGAAACUUGCAGUAAGGUAUUUCCAUCCUUGAGUACUCUUAACUCUCACAAGAGAGUUCACAUUCGACCAUACACAUGUGAUGUAUGUCAAAAAUCAUUUUCUCGAUUAAGAGCACUGAAUUUGCAUAAAAAUACUCAUACUAAGAAGAAAAUCAAGUGUAAUGGCUGUGAUGAAAAAUUUGCUACAAGAGAGUUGGCUCAAUUCCAUUAUGAUAGCAAUCCCCUAUGUAAGGACAAGACUUUGAAAUGCGGAGUUUGUGAAUUGGUCCUUGCAACCUGUGAUGAAUAUGAUGGUCAUAUGAAGGCGCAUGUCACCAACGGUGAAAGGUGCUACAAGUGUGACGAAUGCGGAAAACUCUUUCAUAAGAUGAGUCAUCUUCUUUCACAUAAAAAAACACAUUUAGGAGUCCGGCCUUAUAAAUGUUCAGUCUGUAAUAAGGGUUUCUCACGAACCAAUGAUUUGAUGUAUCAUUUGAGAACUCAUACAGGAGAGAAACCAUUUAAAUGUGAAGAGGAUGACUGCGAUGCUUCCUUUAAUAGGGCGAGUGAUCUAAAAUAUCACAAAAACAUGCAUUCUGAAAACAAUCCAAACACUUGUGAGAUUUGUCAAAAAGCCUUUCCUCGUUCUCAGGACUUGCUUGUCCAUAUGCGAAAGCACACAGGGGAGAAACCUUUUAAAUGUGACAUUUGUAAUGCAGGAUUUGGGCGUAGUAGUGACAGAAGAUAUCACAAGCUUACCCAACAUCCAGAUCCCAAUCAAGAACAGCCUUACAAGUGUAAUAGUUGUGAUCUAGCAUUUGCUACACCAAAAUUGCUUUCAGUUCACAAUCGAAUUCAUCGGGACAAAAUCUAUAACUGUGAUGAAUGUGACAAAUCCUUCUUCAUUCCCAGCCGUCUUGCUUCACACAAACGAACUCAUAGUGGAGAAAAAAAUCAUGUUUGUGAUGUAUGUCAGAAGGCAUUUACAAGAGGCCAUGAUUUAGUGAUACACAAGCGUAUGCACACUGGUGAGCGACCCUAUAAAUGUGACAUGUGCGAUAAAGCUUUCACUAAAACGACCCAGUUGAAAUAUCAUAAGCGUUUACACACUGGUGAGAAUUUAUUUGAUUGUGAUCAAUGCGAUAAGAAGUUCAAUCAGCCUCGAUUGUUGCGGGCUCAUAAAUUUGUUCACAGCGGUGAAAAACCUCACAAGUGCGAUACGUGUGAUAGAGCAUUUUCGAGAGCCCAUGAUCUUCUUCAUCAUAAGAGACUUCAUACCGGUGAACGACCCUAUCAGUGCGAUAUAUGUGGCAAAUCGUUUAUAAAAUCCACGAUGCUUAUGUACCACAAGCGAACCCACACGGGAGAAAAUCCACACAAAUGCGAUGAAUGUGAUAAAGAAUUCAUGAUUCCUUCGCAGCUAGCAGCGCAUAAGCGAGUACAUAGUGGAAAAGAAUUUGAAUGCGAUGUUUGUAAGAAAACAUUCUCUACAAAAUGGGAUUUGAAGUAUCAUAAGCCGAUACAUUUGGACGUUAGACCAUUUCCAUGUGAUAUCUGUGACAAAUCGUUUUCAAAGGCAAGUCAGUUAACUUACCACAAACGUAAGCAUAACGGAGAUAAACCCUACAAAUGCGACUCUUGCGAUAAGGCUUUCGUAAAACCUUCGCAACUUUCCGUGCAUAAGCGAGUGCAUACCGGAGAGAAACCUUACAAAUGUAGCGUAUGUGAAAAAGGAUUUUCCAGAUCGAAUGAUUUGAGGUAUCAUGAAAGUACUCAUUCGUCUGACAAGCCGUUCGUUUGUGAAGCGUGCAAAAAAGGUUUUCGAGAUAAAAAGUCUUUAUUGCGACACCAGAAAAGAAUGCAUAAAAACCAGAGUGAAGAAGAGCACGUAUGUGUCACGUGUAAAGAAGUGUUUUCAUCCCCUGGUGAACUUCGCCGUCACAUUCUAGUUCAUAAAAAAGAAAAGCGUUUCAAGUGUGAUAAAUGUGACAAGUCUUUUGCCAGAAAUCAUGACUUAAAAUUACAUAAACGUACACAUGAAGAUAAACCAUUCAAAUGUGGUUUAUGUGGUUUAGAUUAUGUAUUAGCAAAUGAUCUUAUUAAGCACGUAGAAACACAUCAUACUGCCGAAAAAUUUCACUGCAAAUCUUGCAACGAAGAUUUCGGUUCUUCAGAGCUUCUUGAAAAACAUACUUGUAAAAGUGGCGAGGAUGACGGAGCAUGUGCUGCUGAUACAGCAGAAAUUCAAUUUGUUUGUUCCCUAUGUGGCACUAGUUUUGACUCGGAGAAGAAACUAGACCAACAUAUAAAGCAGUCACAUCCGUAAAUUUUAUAAUGUUAUGUAUAUAGUUGAAACUGUUAUUUUUGUUUUCAGUGUGACCUUGGUAAUUAUAUAAUGUAGGUUCUUUGCAUGAUAUUUUAAUCAUAUGUUACUCUACCCACUUUCCUGAUUAUCUUGUAGAACCGUGCAAGUGUGUGAUCAUUGUUGUACAUGAACGCGUAAUCCUCAAAAAAUAGAUCACCAAAAAAAUUGUCGUUCAAUAAUCUCAUAAUACUUGACGCCUUCGGAUCUCAGUCAAUUAUCAUAUGACAAUUCUCUGAAAUUCAGACGAAAUGAGCAUCAUACUAAAUUUGCCUUUUUGAAUUGAUGAAUUUCGAAAUGAUUCACCACUUGCAUGUGUUUGUAAAAAGAAAACGUCAAUAGUAAACACAUAAAGUGGUGUGGAAUUGGUGUAUAAAGUGUAAUAAUUUAAUUUGCUUUUGGUACAUUUGGUGUUGCGUGAUUUCUUAAUUCAUUUUGUUAUAAUUAGAUUACCUGACACGUGCGUUAGACUGCAGACUAGUUUUAAUGGUAUUAAAUAAUGCAAAAACACGAUAAUUGAAUAUAUUUAAUCUCAGAAAUCUUUGUGUCGUUACAACAAUGUAAUAAAUGUUUAUGAAACAAUAUGACUAUGCUUUGAGUUGACAAAGGAAA